This is a messenger RNA of Cheilinus undulatus (humphead wrasse), 1344 nucleotides long. RefSeq names its product oxidoreductase-like domain containing 1 (gene oxld1). Bases 121 to 567 code for a protein of 148 amino acids. NCBI's taxonomy places the organism in Eukaryota, Metazoa, Chordata, Actinopteri, Labriformes, Labridae. The record is from RefSeq and is a predicted model, not a curated record. Gene Ontology annotation, cellular component: mitochondrion. The transcript is spliced from 2 exons.
GCUAAAUAGCUAAACAGAAACUGUGGCUGUCGCCUUAAAGAGGGGAAUAGCUCAUAAAAAAUAGCGUUUUUAAAACAUGAAUUUUAUAAAGACAUAGCCCGACUUCGUAUUUCUGUCACGAUGUUGUGCUCGAGUGUGAAUGCUGUGAGGUCGACGCUGUCCUUACACAAGCUGUGCCUCCUCUCCCUUCUAAACCUGAGACAUCAGCUCCAUCAUUGCCUCCUGGAGUCAUGGAGCAGACCUCCACACUGUGGCACUAUUCGCUGCCUCUCCUCCACUCUGGAUUCAGCUCCUCCUCCCACACUGGCUGACUCCUCUGAGUGCUCUGAACCAGAACCGAGCCGCAGCCCCUCUACAUGGACUCCACAGCAGGGUCCACCUCCUGCUCCCACUCACUGCUGCAUGAGUGGCUGUCAUAACUGUGUGUGGAUCGAACACGCAGAGCAGCUGCUGGAGUAUUACACCGACGGAGGGGAGCGGGCGCUCGCUGCUAUUGAGGAGAACGUCCUCGAUGAAAACUUGAAAACGUAUCUAAAGAUGGAGAUCAGACUUUUAAAGAAGAAAUGACAGACGAAUUUACUGCCUCAGAUAAAAGCUUUCACUGUCAGACUGUGAGCACUUUAUACACUGCAAAAACUCCAAUCUAAGCAAGUUUAUUUUUAAAAUUUCAAGGCAAAAUAUCUCUUUACACUUACAAAGCAGCAUUCAUCUUACAAGUCAGAAGAUGAGGUCUGCACUGCUUGUGAUAAAAACCUGCCAACAGGAUUGUCAAAUCAGUCUUGUAGUUUUCAUUCAACCAGUGAGACGAUCCCUGAGCAGGCUUUUGGCUCUGGUAUCAACCGCCUAGCCCAGCAGUGUUUGUCGCUCAGUAUGUAAGUUUUGGACCAAUGGUUCUCAACUGGUCCAGCCUCAGGAUCCACCGGUCUGUCUUACGACAGAUCGCAACCCAAGUUUCCAAAAACUUUUCAACAGUGCAUCGUUAGUUAUUUAUAUAUGUUGCAGUUCAGAGCAUGAUUGGACCAAAACACCUGAUGUGAAAAAGAAAAGGGACAAAAGUGACAAAUUUUAUACCCUUUUUCUUGUCAUUAUGUGUCAAUUUUUGCCAAUUUUCCAGAGAACUUGUGAAAGUACUUCAUCGUCAUGGGAAAAGUAGCUAUUUAUUGCAGUAAGAGGUAAAUUAGAUAAAUUAGUUAAAAUACUGAUCAAAAAUUUAGUUUUAUCCAAUUUCAUACUAAACAGGGUAAAAUAAAAGGUAUCAGUGCAUGUCCAAUAAGGACUUCAGGACUUUUGCCACCAUAAUUUUUUUUUUCCGGACACCGUCGCAACCCACUGAAAACUGCUCAG